Messenger RNA from Styela clava, 2960 nucleotides. RefSeq names its product solute carrier organic anion transporter family member 4A1-like. Gene Ontology annotation, biological process: sodium-independent organic anion transport; transmembrane transport. The record is from RefSeq and is a predicted model, not a curated record. Gene Ontology annotation, molecular function: protein binding. Gene Ontology annotation, cellular component: basolateral plasma membrane. Lineage: Eukaryota; Metazoa; Chordata; Ascidiacea; Stolidobranchia; Styelidae.
UCGAACAUGUUACAGAUGGAUGGUCAUAAUCGGCAGAAAUCAGUAUGCGACAGAAUUAAAGAAUAAAUCUAUAGUAUUUAUUGUAUAACUAUAGACGAGGGUUAACUUUUUAAUGUUUCAGUAUAAUUACAACAUGGAGUUAAGCUGCAAUGCAAUAGGAUCUCUUGUUCUAUUGAGUGUUGUCAGUUUCCUACAAGGAUUCGGUGCUGUUGGACUAUUUUAUACCACUAUCUCGACAAUAGAAAAACGGUUCGAUCUAACAAGUUCACAAAUAGCCGUCAUGUCUAGUACUUUUGAUAUUGCGGCUUGCAUUACUUUACCAAUAGUUUCAUACGUUGGAGGCAAAGGAUAUAAACCGCGUUGGAUCGGUUCUGGGUCCAUACUUAUUGGACUUGGAGCUCUCAUGUACGUGCUUCCACAUUUUGUUGCUCCUACAUACUCAUCUCUACAUGAGAAUGUUAGUGAGUGUGAGUUGAGUAAUAUGACGAUGGCAAAGUGCAGCCACUCUCACAAUCAAAAUUAUAGGGUAUUUUUCUACGCCUCACAAGUUCUCAUCGGUAUUGGUACAAUAUCAAUGAGUAUCUUUACGCUUGUUUAUUUGGAUGAAAACGUACAACAACGAUAUUCAGCAACUUAUAUGGGUAUCUUACAAGCAAGUGGAUCGCUGGGUCCAGGAGUCGGAUAUUUUCUUGGUGGAUAUCUCCUUAAUCAUUAUACAUACUUGACAAAUGAUGCCAACGUGAGUCGAAAAAGUUCAUCAUGGAUUGGAAAUUGGUGGAUUGGAUUUGUAAUUGGCGGAAGUUUAAUCAUUAUAUUGUCAAUACCAAUAUUUUUUUUCCCUGAAAAACUUCGUAAUAUUGGUGAAUCAGCAGAAGAAGAAGAAACCUCUUUGAUUGGAAACGACGCAAAAAAUAAAGAUGAAAAAAAGUCACUGAGCUUCGCGGAUGCUUUUAAAAGUUUUGUUUUGCUGCUGAAGAAUCCAUCAGUUGUUUUAUUGUCUCUUUCUAAUUCCUUAAGCUCUGGUAUGGCAAUAGGAUUGAGUACAUUUGGACCGAAAUACGUUGAAUCAGUCUUCAAUUGUUCAUCAACUAUGUCAGCAUAUUAUAUAGGUAUUUUAAGUUUAGUGACUGAUUCGAGUUCCAACGUACUUGGUGGGAUCUUUGUCACGAAAUUUGAUCUCACUGUGAAACAAAUGGUCAAGUUUUGCAUGGCGUGUUCGGCACUUACAACUGGAUUUCUUUCUAUAUAUUUUAUAUCAUGUAAAGAUAGAGAAAUAGAGGAAUUGGAGAUGAAAAAACUAAAUAUGAGUUCAAAUCUAUAUCGAUUAAGUUGUGGAUAUGCAGUGAAACAAUACAAGCCAAUAUGUGCAAGAAACAAUGUAACGUACUUGACAUAUUGUGACGCAGGAUGCUUGAGGAUUGAUGAAACAUACCGAAACUGCUCAGAUUUGGUUGAUUUUUCGGAAGGUUCCAACUUGUGGAAUGCCACUGCCACAAGUGGGAGAUGUAAUGGAAAAGAAACAUGCUCGCAUCUUCUGCCUGUAUUUUUAGUAUUUUUCGGGAUUGGAAAUUUCAUAUCAGGUUUCUCAAAUCAAGCAGCGCUACAGAUUUUGUGGAGAAGCGUACCAUUCGAACAAAGAUCAUUUGCGCUUGGUAUACUUUCUCUCGCAACCCGCAUACUCGGGACUAUUCCAUUCGCUAUAAUCUACGGAAAGAUCAUUGAUUUAUCUUGUAUCAUAUGGAGUGAAGAAUGCGGUAAAUGCGGUUCGUGUCUUCUGCACAGUAGUGAAAGAAUGCCAACUUAUAUCCUCAUUUUAUCAAUGUCGUUGCAGGCUGCUUCGACUUUGUUAUUGAUUGCAAUGAUCAAAGUAAACGCAGCACCUGCAAAAGACAGUAUGGAACUUGAAAUAAAUUCAACCAGUGUAAAGACAGAAGAAUGAAAACUUGAGUUCGGAUCGUAAUUUCUCUCACAGAAUACGAAUAAAUACGUACGUUAUUGGGCCCAAAAUUGUUGGCGGUUGUUUCUCCGAUCUAAGUAGCCUGAGCGGUAACGUUAUCGACAACAGCACCAUGAUGCCAAGUUCCUGGGUGGCGGAUUCAAUUGGGGAUGGAAUGCGAAAGAGAAAAGUACCGUAUAUUACUAAUAGUAUACGUAUUGAGCAAAAGCCUAAAUCGCCCGAAAAUUUGAUGACUCGCCCGAAUGAGUUAUGAUCAAGAGAAAAUAGGUUUGCAAAUAUAUAACACUUACACCCACGGAAAGUGAUUUGAAUUUUUGCGACUAUGAGAAAAGAAACUACAGUAUAAACUGCGCAGAUUUUCGGUGGUGUGUUAGUAGAAAAUAGUGAAUGAUAUAUCAUACUUUUCUGUAGGUUGGGCACUGUAUUAGUUGGUACUAAUGUUGUCAUAAGUCCAUUUUUGGUUUUAAUCUUUUAAGCUUUCACAAAUUGACUUUGAGGUGGUUUAUUGGGUGUGAAUAAACUCCCAUUGCAAUUUCAAUUUUGUUACGAGGUCACUUCUCAAUAUAUCUAAACCAGGUUUGUUUUAUUUUAUUCACUGUUAUUCAAGUUUUUUUUUACUAUAUUUCAUAUAUCUGUAGGGACAAACAUAUUAUCUAUGCUAUCGAUAAAUAACCUUUGUAGUUUGAAAUUUUACAGACUUUAUGAACACAAUAUGUAUUGCGAAAUGGCAUUGAUCUGACUCUAAAGUUAAAUGUCAAUUAUUUUACUACUACAUAACAAGUUAUCUUAUUUCCAUACUUAUUAUAUAAAAAAGCAAACAACACAUUUUCAAUUUAUUUAAUAGUUAAAUCCAUUUUAUUUGCAAAUUCUAUAAAUUUACAUGAUCAAUAGUUACAGAUAUACAAAUAGUUAUAAAAAAAUAAUAAUAUAAAAAAAAUAAUUUGAAGAACUUUUAUUUUUGACAAAAUUAAGGUAUUUGUGCAACAUGCCAUAUUUAUAAAGG